AUGGAGAUAAUUUGGAGAGACUCCGCCACUAAGGAUGCCUAUGAGGAGGCGCGUGUUGGUCGCGUGUUCAAUCACCGUCGUCCCUCGCGAUUCCCCCUCGCUGUCGUGAAGGCCACCAGCGAAGAUGAUAUCGUCAAAGCAGUGAAGAUGGCUGUUGAGAUGAAGUGCCGGGUGGCAGUUCGAUCGGGUGGGCAUUCUUGGGCUGCGUGGAGUGUUCGCGACAAUUCUAUUUUGAUUGAUCUCGGCAACUACAAACAGGUGGAUGUUGAUGCGGAUAAAAGAGUUGCAAGGGCCACACCGAGUAUGACUGGCCGCGAGCUCAAUUCCGCUUUGAUCAAGGACCAUGGAUUGAUGUUCCCCGGUGGCCAUUGUCCAGAUGUGGGGUUGGGCGGGUUUUUGCUUCAGGGUGGCAUGGGCUGGAAUUGCCGAAACUGGGGAUGGGCAUGUGAGAGAGUUCUGGGUUUGGAUGUAGUCACUGCCGAGGGCGAGUUAAUUCAUUGUAACUCGACUCAGAAUCAGGAUCUGUACUGGGCGGCUCGGGGAGCUGGUCCUGGCUUCCCUGGUGUUGUCACCAAAUUCCACCUCAGCUUGAUCCCAUACCCGAAGAGAGGAUUCCGUUCCUCGGGCUAUGUCUACCCGAUCAGUCAAUACCGAAAGGCAUUUGACUGGCUCCUAUCAAUCACGGAAACCUUCGAUAAUGACACUGAGAUUGCCGCGAUCUCGCACUACCCAGAAGGCUCUAAGGAAAUGUGCUUCUUCAUUCUGUUCGUUGUUAUGAAAGAUACUCCCGAAGAGGCAGAGAAAGCACUCCGCCCAGCACAAGAUACUCGUCCCGGUGGGGCCAUUGAUGAAUGGUUCUGCAGGGAAGAUAGUCUCGAACAGCAAUAUGAUAAACAGGAAAGCGCCAAUCCUGAAAAGCACCGCUACUGUGCUGAAAAUGCAUACAUCAAAGAUGACGCUGAUGUCCCCGCGGUACUGGAGGAAGCAUUCACUACCCUACCCCAUCGAAAAGCAUUCGCUUUAUGGUAUCCGAUGAACCCGUGCAGUCGCCGGAAGCUACCAGACAUGGCUCUCAGCAUGCAAUCCGAUCAUUACUUUGCGCUGUAUACAGUCUGGGAAGAGGAAUCUGACGAUGCGCGCUGCCAAGCGUGGGUGAAGAAUGUGAUGAAGAAGGUUGAGCGACAGUCUGUCGGAGCAUACCUGGGUGAUUCCGACUUUCAGGUCCGCCGAACCAAGUUCUGGGCCGAUGAUAAUGCCAAAAGACUGAUGACUAUUCGGCGCAAAUGGGAUCCCAAGGGUCGUGUUUGUGGAUAUUUGGAUGAAGACGACAAGUCGGGAACAACUGGUUUGAGAAAUGUGCAUGAGUGGAAGCUGUGA
Messenger RNA from Penicillium longicatenatum, 1377 nucleotides. Its product is annotated as FAD-binding oxidoreductase. Bases 1 to 1377 code for a protein of 458 amino acids. The transcript is spliced from 3 exons. NCBI's taxonomy places the organism in Eukaryota, Fungi, Ascomycota, Eurotiomycetes, Eurotiales, Aspergillaceae. The record is from RefSeq and is a predicted model, not a curated record. Gene Ontology annotation, molecular function: oxidoreductase activity; FAD binding.